AUGCCUGAAGGCUGCAACUGGGAGGGCGAAACUGAAGGGGUGUGCUCGGGAGGCAGUAUGACCUAUGGUGACGGAAAGUUUGAACUGGUGGCUGAUUCCUACAUCGAUCGAACGGGAUCAUCGCCCUGUCAGGCGUCAAGUGUGAGAUCUUUGUGCUGCAGAACUGAUUCGGCUCUCGAGAAGUGCUCAUGGUCUUACUGUGGGAAUUCUUGCAACUCCAUAGAUUAUACCUUUGAGGCAACUUCGCCUUAUGCAGGAAGCAAUCUUGAACAGGAUGACUACAAAUAUGGGUCUGGCGAUGCGAGCUUCUGCUGCCCGUCUGAAGAUACCUACGAGGGUUGCGCAUGGUAUGGCUGUUCGGAUAACUGUCCGAGUAGUAAAAAUGGGACAUCGACAACAUAUACUUCAGGGAAAAACAAGCUAUGCUGUGAUCCUCCAAGUAGCUCGAAUAGCUGGCCUAUGGAUCCUGAGGACCUUUUUGAAUAUCCGGACGAGGAGAAUGUGAGCUAUGACUACACUAUGCAAAAGUCUUCAAAUGAUGAAGAUAUAAGCGAUACCAGCGAAGACCCCUUUACGCUCGUGAUGAUUGACGGCGAUACCAGUGCCUACGAUGAAUCGUUGGUAGACCAAUGGACCUUCUUAACCGACGAUCAGGAGCUUCGCAAAAGAGACCUCAAAUUCCAUAAACGAAAUAACAUCUUUAAGCAUCGCAAUGAUACAUUUGAAAAUGUGGUAGAGGUCUUUCAUAUUCAAUGCACAAACUUGUUUAUGAAUGGUUCAGCCUGCACGUCAAUUUUUGAAGGUAGUGCCUCCAACAAGAUUGUGAAAAUGCCUAAUAGUAUUAGCACCGGUCCAUAUGCACGCCUUAUCAGCUUGAUUCCACUAGAUACCAGGCAGACGAAUAUUUUUCAACGCUCGACCAGCGAUGUUUACGAGCUGACUAUUGACUACGAUUUUGCCGCCGCCGCAGUGGAGCAAAAAGGCGAUUGUAGGGAGGAUAUUACAGAUACUCCGGCAUCCCGGAAGCGUUGGUUUGGUGGAUUCGACAGCUGGCUCAAGAAAAUGACAACCAUUUAUGACGAAACGAUGAAACUCUACCAUGCUUAUGCGUACUGCCUAGCCAUAAAAACUGAGGCUACCUUUGAUAUUGACGCAUUUAUCAACUUAGCACUAUAUAAUCAGUAUGGUUACUGCUUUGAAGGCUCUAUCCUGCCCACGCCAGAGGUCAUUUCCGCUUACGGCUACUUUUCCAUCGAGCCAGUAGCCGAAAUUCUUCUUACAAUUCGGGCGAAUGCCAUUAUGCAAUCUUCCUCUGGCUCAGUAGAGCUGUUUUCACUUGGAUUCCUAGGCAUGUCAAUUAAGGGUCUGAUCAGCAUCGGACCCGAAAUGGCUCUAUAUGGUCAGCUGGACGCCUCUCUAAGUAUCUCCGGAGAGCUCAAUACAGGUGUUUCUGUCAGUUUUAACCGCAUAGAAGUCUAUUUCCCACAGGAUGCUGCCGGGAAGGCAGAUAGUAAGGAUCCGGCCGAUCUUAAUGAUAAUGAUAUGUCUCUCACUCCGGAAGUCCGCUUUGGUAUUUCCGUUUUGGGUGGCGACUUAAUGUCUGGAUAUGUGACUGCUGGACUCAACAACACCAUUAGAAUGGGAAUCAGUGCUCAGGCUUCUUAUUCCAAUGGGACCACUUCAGCUGGGGGUGAAUAUGAAGUGGCCUCACCCACAGAUCCCCUCGAAUUGGUAUCCAAGACUUAUAUCGAUUAUUCCAGUGAUGUCAAUAUCACCAAACGUAGCGAUUCUAAAAGUUUGGUUGCCAAUACUACGGGAUCUGCCUGCUUUAGCGGGCUGAUAUCUUGCCAAAUGGUCGACGACUCGGCUACUACUGCAGGCAAUCUGUCAUGUCCCAUUAUCUGUGAAGGAGAUUCUUGCACGAUUUUGGAUGACGGAGAUACGUCUUCUUCCACCCGGAAACGCCAGCUUGGUGUCGCGCAGUAUGCUCGCUUCCCUGCAAUGUUCUAUAACUAUGCCUGGUUCGGAGAUGCUUUAAUCGAAAAUAUGGAUCAGAACACAAAUAGUAUCAGCCCAUGGUACACCGCGACAGGAAUUUAUACUAAUAUCCAAAAUUAUCUCUUUAGUCACGCCAACCAGUGGAAUCAGCAAACUAUGGGAUCUAACUUCAUGCUGCUAACCUAUGCCCCCGAUCCCACCGACACCAACCAAGACUAUGCUUGCGGGACGAAGUCAACUAACACCGUCACCACUAAAUCUUGUGGGGAGGUAAAACGAUCUCUAUGGUCCGUUCAGGCCCAAAGUGAGUACAACAAGAAACCAAAAGGGGACUACGUGUCAGAGCCAGGUUACAGCUAUAGUAUUUCUUGCGACGAGUUUCCUUGGCCGCUGAGGGUGGGCAAGGAGCUGUAA
This is a messenger RNA of Penicillium taxi, 2412 nucleotides long. RefSeq lists its product as uncharacterized. The coding region runs from base 1 to 2412 and encodes 803 amino acids. The record is from RefSeq and is a predicted model, not a curated record. The transcript is spliced from 11 exons. Lineage: Eukaryota; Fungi; Ascomycota; Eurotiomycetes; Eurotiales; Aspergillaceae.